AUGGGCUCCAAUCAGCAGAGCAGUGCUGGCCUCGGCCAGGAAUUCACCCAAAAUGUCAUCGACUCCAUGGGUGCUAAUACCAACCCUCGCCUCCGAGAGGUCAUGUCCGCUCUCAUCAAGCAUGUUCACGAUUUUGCAAGGGAGGUGCAACUCACUACGGAUGAGUGGAUGGCAGGCGUGCAGAUGAUUAAUGAGUGCGGCAAGAUGAGCAAUGACAAGAGAAAUGAGGGACAGUUGCUUUGCGAUGUCAUCGGCUUGGAAUCGCUUGUGGACGACAUUACUUUCAGUGCUGCCACCAAGAGCACAAACGGACUCACUGCCUCUGCUAUUCUUGGACCAUUCUGGAGACAAGAUACUCCCCACAGAGAGAAUGGCACCACCAUCACCUUCGACACACCUUCAGAUGGACAGGUUGUCUAUAUGCACGGCAAGGUGACUGAUGUUGAGACCGGAAAGCCCCUUCAAAAUGCUACAGUCGACGUCUGGCAAGCAUCUACCAACGGUCUCUAUGAGCAACAAGAUCCCAAUCAAAAGGAACAUAACCUGCGUGGCGUCUUCCACACUGAUGCCGAGGGCAAUUACUCCUUCUACUGCCUGCGACCGACUCCCUACCCUGUCCCCCAGGACGGUCCUGCAGGUAAACUGUUGGAGAUGAUGGAUCGUCAUGUUUUCCGUCCUGCUCACAUUCACCUCAUGGUUCAACACGAGGGACACAAGUCCCUGACUACUCAGAUUUUCGACAAGGACUGCAAGUACCUGGGCAAUGACUCGGUGUUUGCCGUCAAGGACGAGCUCAGUGUGGAGUUUGUGCCGAGAAAGGGUGAUCCCCAGGCUCCUCUGGAGUUGGAGUACAAUGUCACGCUUGCUAAGAGUUCUUAA
Messenger RNA from Pochonia chlamydosporia 170, 879 nucleotides. RefSeq names its product catechol dioxygenase. Gene Ontology annotation, molecular function: catechol 1,2-dioxygenase activity; ferric iron binding. Gene Ontology annotation, biological process: catechol-containing compound metabolic process. NCBI's taxonomy places the organism in Eukaryota, Fungi, Ascomycota, Sordariomycetes, Hypocreales, Clavicipitaceae. The record is from RefSeq and is a predicted model, not a curated record. The coding region runs from base 1 to 879 and encodes 292 amino acids. The transcript has 4 exons.